Molecule: messenger RNA, 2439 nt
Organism: Odocoileus virginianus texanus
Lineage: Eukaryota; Metazoa; Chordata; Mammalia; Artiodactyla; Cervidae
Gene: HSPA6
Product: heat shock protein family A (Hsp70) member 6
Cellular component (GO): nucleus; vesicle; plasma membrane
Molecular function (GO): ATP-dependent protein folding chaperone; ATP binding; ubiquitin protein ligase binding
Source: RefSeq, a predicted model, not a curated record
GAGGCGGGUCUCCCGCAACUGGAUAAAAAGCUCGUGGAGCCGGAGCCGGAAAGAUCCGAGCUGGGCAGGCAGGAGAGCGGCACCGCUGAGCGCACCUCCACGGCUGAGCAGCACCAACUUCCGCAGGCUCGGGCAUCCGACUCCGUGUCGCACUCGUCGCCGGGAGCGGGAGAAGCCACAGCCAUGUCCGCCGCGAGGGAGCUGGCCAUAGGCAUCGACCUGGGCACCACGUACUCGUGCGUGGGGGUGUUCCAGCACGGCCGGGUGGAGAUCCUCGCCAACGACCAGGGCAACCGCACCACCCCCAGCUACGUGGCCUUCACAGACACCGAGCGGCUGGUGGGCGACGCGGCCAAGAGCCAGGCGGCCCUGAACCCGCACAACACCGUGUUCGACGUCAAGCGACUGAUCGGGCGCAGGUUCGCUGACCCCACUGUGCAGUCGGACGUGAAGCACUGGCCCUUCCAGGUGGUGAGCGAGGGCGGCAAGCCCAAGGUGCGCGUGUCCUACCGCGGGGAGGACAAGGCGUUCUACCCCGAGGAGAUCUCGUCCAUGGUGCUGAGCAAGAUGAAGGAGACGGCGGAGGCGUACCUGGGCCAGCCCGUGAAGCACGCUGUGAUCACGGUGCCCGCCUACUUCAACGACUCGCAGCGUCAGGCCACUAAGGAUGCGGGUGCCAUCGCGGGGCUCAACGUCCUGAGGAUCAUCAACGAGCCUACGGCAGCUGCCAUCGCCUACGGCCUGGACCGGCUGGGCGCCGGGGAGCGCAACGUGCUCAUUUUCGACCUGGGUGGGGGCACCUUCGACGUGUCGGUCCUCACCAUCGACGCUGGUGUCUUUGAGGUGAAGGCCACGGCUGGAGACACUCACCUGGGUGGAGAGGACUUCGACAACCGGCUGGUGAACCACUUCACGGAGGAGUUCCGGCGGAAGCACGGGAAGGAUUUGAGCAGGAACAAGCGGGCCCUGCGCAGGCUCCGCACGGCCUGCGAGCGCGCCAAGCGCACCCUGUCGUCCAGUACCCAGGCCACUCUGGAGAUGGAUUCCCUGUUUGAGGGUGUAGACUUCUACACUUCUAUCACUCGAGCCCGCUUUGAAGAACUGUGCUCGGACCUCUUCCGCAGCACCCUGGAGCCGGUGGAGAAGGCCUUGCGGGACGCCAAGCUGGACAAGGCCCAGAUCCAUGACAUUGUCUUGGUGGGUGGCUCUACCCGAAUCCCCAAGGUACAGAAGCUUCUGCAGGACUUCUUCAAUGGCAGGGAGCUGAACAAGAGCAUCAACCCGGAUGAAGCUGUGGCUUAUGGGGCUGCCGUGCAGGCAGCAGUGUUGAUGGGGGACACGUGUGAGAAGGUGCAGGAUCUCCUGCUGCUGGAUGUGGCUCCCCUGUCUCUGGGGCUAGAGACAGCUGGUGGGGUGAUGACUACACUGAUCCAGAGGAAUGCCACUAUCCCAACCAAGCAGACCCAGACUUUCACCACCUAUUCAGACAACCAGCCUGGGGUCCUGAUUCAGGUGUAUGAGGGUGAGAGGGCCAUGACCAGGGACAACAACCUGCUGGGGCGCUUUGAGCUCCGUGGCAUCCCUCCUGCCCCACGAGGAGUCCCCCAGGUCGAGGUGACCUUCGACAUCGACGCCAAUGGCAUCCUGAGUGUGACAGCCACUGACAGAAGCACAGGCAAAGCUAACAAGAUCACCAUCACCAAUGACAAGGGCCGGCUGAGCAAGGAGGAGGUGGAGAGGAUGGUUCGUGAGGCUGAGCAGUACAAGGCUGAGGAUGAGGCGCAGAAAGACAGGGUGGCUGCCAAAAAUGCUCUGGAGGCCUAUGUCUUCCAGGUGAAGAGCUCCUUGCAAGAGGAGAGACUUAGAGAUAAGAUUCCUGAAGAGGACAGGCGCAAAGUACAAGGCAAGUGUCAGGAUGUCCUUGCUUGGCUGGAGCACAACCAGUUGGCGGAGAAAGAGGAAUAUGAACAUCAGAAGAGGGAGCUGGAGCAGAUCUGUUGCCCCAUCUUCUCCAGGCUCUAUGGGGGGCCUGGUGUCCCUAUGGGCAACAGUUGUGGAGCUCAAGCCCGACGUGGAGCCCCCAGUACUGGCCCUGUCAUUGAGGAGGUCGACUAAAUGUCCCCUCUGGAUGGGUCAGCUGAGACUGUAAGGGCUGGGUUUGUGGACUUUCUAGACUGUCUACUGUGAUCCUGCCUAACUUCAGGGGUGGGAGUAGAGGAGAAUCUUACCCCUAACAGAGAAUUUUUGUCAGCAUGUUUUAUUACUGAGGUAUUUGUCAUUUGACUUAUAAAAAAUCUUCUCCUACAUCAAACAAGCAGAAGUAAUCAUUAUGAACAUUAGUGUGGCACUUUAAUAUUGCUUUUACCUACAUUUAAUGUAUUUUGUUACUUGCAUGUGUGGAUUUGUUAUAUGAAAUAAUAAAGCUAAAUAAACUUAAAA